UCCAGUUGAUCUAAGCAUUUCUUGCUGGUUUCGCUGAUAAUCGAUCGAUGCUGUUUCCCCUGAAGUUGUGAAGUUCUCCAUGAAGCUUUGUUGUACUUCUCUUUCACCCAUCAACACUAAUUUGGUCAGUGCUGUCGUAAUAGGCUGCGUAUACGCGGCAUAUAAUCUAACCACGAUAUUACUGAGAUUGCCACGUGGUACAUACGGCUAUCGAAGUAGGCAAAUAUGGGGAACACGACUUAACUUCACGGAUGCAUUCGCGCGCUAUAGUCAAGAUCAACAUAUCGGUCCACCGCUAUGCGACUCGGCAUCCUGGUAAAAUCAGCUCCGCUGUUAUUGUGUCCCUGAGCCUUUGUCAUAAUGCUUGUCUCCGAUACUCUAAAUUGACGCAUCACUCUCAAAAGUCAAAACCAUCUAGCGACCUUCAAACCACCGAAAUAAUUAUCAUUCCGAAACUUCAGGCUUCAACUUAUCAUAUAGAAGGGUAGCUGGCAAGGACAACUGAUCCUUAACAAAGUUUAUGAUUAAAGCGCACUGCUCUGCGAGCACCAAAGACCUUUAGCCUUUGCAGGCUUCCAGUGCCGCGCUUACGUACAUCAUCUCACUCCAGCAAAAGAAACUCUUCGCGCAUCAGAUCCCGCCACCUCGCUCAACUCACCCCAAAAACCCCUCCUUCCAGCUCAUCCCCUCACCCACGCGCUCGAAAUACUCCAGCUCAAUUUCCUUCUCCCAAGUUGGUCGACUCUUCGCCCAUAGCUCGUCGUAAAACUCCUCUUUCAACUGCACAUUCUCGAACCACUCGCGAGUCGCGUCCCAGACUUCCACCAUGCGGAAACGUCCUGGUGUGGCGGUGUCAUGAAAUACUUCAAAAUAGAGACAUUUCGGGUUCGUAGCGAGGUGUGCCCACACAGGACGAUGUGCGGCUUUCCAGGUCUCCACUUCAGAAGGUUUAACGUGGAAGGUUACGAAGAUUGUGAGGUGGGUUGGGGGCGAUGUUGGUGUGGACAUGUCGAUGAGCUGGAGCGCUUCCUUUUUAGGGUCGAUGAAGUCGAUGGGCCGUUGUGCUCGCGAUGGAGAAGUUGUAGAGGCAAAACGAGUAACUGCUUGUGUGGCGUUGAAAACUCUAGCAGCUUGAUCUGACAAACAC
This is a messenger RNA of Periconia digitata, 1147 nucleotides long. The record is from the annotation of a GenBank genome assembly. NCBI's taxonomy places the organism in Eukaryota, Fungi, Ascomycota, Dothideomycetes, Pleosporales, Periconiaceae.